AUGGAAAAAAUUACUAUUCCAACUGAACCUAUUGGAUCAAUUCCUCGACCAAAAGAGUUAAUUAUAGCUCAACGAAAUUAUCGAUAUGGAACAAUGACUUACGAUCGAUUAUGUGAUUAUUAUACAAGAGCUAUACAAACAACAAUUCAACAAUUUGAAACAACUGGUUCAUCUGUUAUCACUGAUGGUGAACAAACAAAACCAUCAUUUUUAACUUAUCCAAUUUUUAUAUUAUUUAAUGAAUAUUAUACAUUUUCAGCAGAUUGUUUUUCACUUAAAUUUGCAGAUGGUCAUCAACGAUUAUUACCAAGAUUAAUCAAAGCACCAUUUCGAUAUGCACUCUAUGCUCAUACUUAUAUUGAUAUUGCAAAACAAAUGACACAAUUACCUAUCAAACAAGCAGUAAUUACACCAUCAGCAUUAUCAAUGGUUUAUCCAAAAGCAACUAUAAGAGGUUAUUCACAUGAACAAUUUCUUAAUGAUUUAACAAAUGAAUGUGAAAAAGAUAUUCGAUUAUGUCUUGAAAGUGGAGCUUAUUGUGUUCAACUCGAUUUUACUGAAGCACGAUUCUCUUUGAAAAUUGAUCCAUCUGGUCAAUUAUUAAAAGAUUUUGUUCAACUGAAUAAUCAAGUUUUAGAUCGAUUUACAUUUCAAGAACAACGUCGACUUGGUGUUCAUGUUUGUCCAGGUGGUGAUCAAGACUGUUAUCAUUCAUUUGAAGUUGAUUAUUUAGAAGUUCUUCCAUCAUUAUUUAAACUUCAUGUUUCUAAUUUCUAUUUACAAAUAACAAGUGAAACAAAUCGUGAACGAAUAUUUUUAUGUAUUCGUGAACAUAUGAAAUCAUGGCAUCGAAUAUUUAUUGGUGUUAUUAAUCCAAUUGAUCCACGAGUAGAAAGUGCAAAAGAAGUAUGUGAUCAAAUAUUAGAAGCAGUGAAAUACAUUCCAAUUGAACAAUUAGGAACAACUGAUGAUUGUGGAUUUUCUCCAUUUGAUGAUGAUGAAUCAACAUCAAGACAAAUGGCUUUUGAUAAAAUUCAAGCUCGAAUUGACGGUACUCAUAUGGCUGAAAAACAAUUAAUGAUGAACAGAUAG
This is a messenger RNA of Adineta steineri, 1092 nucleotides long. The record is from the annotation of a GenBank genome assembly. NCBI's taxonomy places the organism in Eukaryota, Metazoa, Rotifera, Eurotatoria, Adinetida, Adinetidae.